AUGGCUCUAUACAGCAGAUAUGGAUACAGCUAUGAGAAUGCCUGGGAUGAAACAACCGAAUUAACCUACAAACACUUUCCACAAUCCUACCAAAAACUCUUUUUCUCCAACUUUGCCUUUGACUGCCUUACCUUUCUCGCCCUGACUAGUUUUCUCGUCUGGGCAUGCGCUAUCCGACCUUCCAACCAAAUCCUCAAGGGUGUCAUCGCCGCACUUGUGAUGUGGAUGGUCACUCAACUUACAGACAUAAUCUACGAAAUCCUGGUCCUUGCCUCCGCCGUCGUCAAACAGUACUACGUAAUCGACUUCAUACUUGAAGACCUCUUCGAGGUGAUCUUCAGCUGUAUAUUGUUCCUGGUCUUCUAUCAAAUCAUCCACGAACUGUUGGACCGACUUACCGAUUCCGGGAAACCAUACGCACCUCUACGAGUGAUCCACUGGAUCGUGGUAAGCAUCCUCGCCAUCCUUUCCCUAGCCGAAUUUGCCGUCUACGUCGUAUUCGAGUACGAAAUCGUCGAGGAUACCCUCACUUUGUCAUUCUACAAUGAUUGGCGCAAGCUCUAUGGCGUCCGCUGCCUAAUCUACUUCAUUGUGGCAUUUGAGAUCUUUGCUUGGACGGUGUUCGUGGCUGUUAAGGGAAAGCACCGAUUUGGUUCACGGACGCCUCUCUUCGCUCUACUUCUCGGUAGUCUAUCCUGGUUCGGCUAUAGCUUGAUGCUUGGUGUUGUCACCAUUCGCUACUAUCUGAUGCCAUCCACGUAUGCCUAUAUCGACGAACCGGAGUAUCUUGGAGUUAUCACGUCGGUUUUCGCGUUCGUGUUUGUUAUUGGUAUCUUCACUGGUGUUCUUCUUUGUCUUAUGAACUGGUUUAAGCUCGCUGGGGGUCAGAUUUCGGCGCCGCUUUCAACCUCGGUGCACUACCCUCCGGCUCAAUACCCCCCGACGCAAUACCGUCCCGCGCAAUAUCCUUACGAGACUCAGGUGUUUCAGACGGAGCAGCCUCAUGAGCAGAAUGCGCAACAGUCGUACUAUCAAGCCAAACCUGUCUCGAGAUUAUGA
Molecule: messenger RNA, 1059 nt
Organism: Penicillium odoratum
Lineage: Eukaryota; Fungi; Ascomycota; Eurotiomycetes; Eurotiales; Aspergillaceae
Exons: 3
Coding region: 1-1059 (352 amino acids)
Source: RefSeq, a predicted model, not a curated record